Cooperia oncophora is the source of this 561-nucleotide messenger RNA. NCBI's taxonomy places the organism in Eukaryota, Metazoa, Nematoda, Chromadorea, Rhabditida, Trichostrongylidae. The record is from the annotation of a GenBank genome assembly.
AUGCCAACCGAUUCACCUUCGUCACGACGUUCUUGCGGAAGUAAGCUGUCGGUUCGUUCGUCUCCACGAACGCAUUCCUUCUCUUCCGCCUCGCCAAUCAUUUCUGAAGGGCUUUGCUUUGCGGUCAAGGAACUUUCUACGGACAAGCCAUCCGAUGACGGCUACUACACGCCACCGGACGCUACCCGACAUAGUGGUGACAUCCGAACGUCACUCAUACCUUCGUUUGACACCGUGGAGAAAAGUGGCUACUGGAAUCAGAUGUCCGAUUCUCGAUUGAAGUCGUUGAAACGAAGAUUCGUCGUGCUCAAAAAUAAUCAGCUCAGCUUUUAUAGAACCGCUAAAACCAUUUCAAAAGGAGAAGAUCCCCUGAUGACGAUAGCCGUGUCGGACAUAAUUUCUGUGGCCAAGAUCUGCCAACAAGGCUCUACUUACGCGUUUCAGUUGGUGACGCAAUCGGCCAAGUACCAUUUCAUGACAGAGAGCGAAAGGACAACUCACGAAUGGGUCACCACAUUAAACGCCGUUAUUAAAGGUGAGGUUAUUAUACUUGUAAGAUAG